AUUUGCAUUCAAAAGUCUAUCAAAAUCACGAAGUGUUGUAAAUACGUAGCAUCGCAGUGAUAAACCAAGAGAACUGAAAUUUAGUCAAUUUUUUCUAUAUCCUACUAUUUUUAAUCAUAGCAUUUGUAGUCAAUAUAAAAUCAUUCACAUAUUCCUAAGUGAUUUUGCCUUCAAUAAUUAGCACAUAGGGCCAAAUAUGCGUAAAACAUGGGUCAAACGGGACAACAUCUAUUACAAGCCCUUCUACAAGCAAAAGCUAAAAAUGACCUUGCUGGGAGUUCUGCUGAUGGCCAUUGUCUUUUUCGGCUACCAGAUCUUUUACAUCAGUCAGUUGCAAACGGAUUCGUGGACGGGUGCGCUCGUCCGGAAAGAAGCUGCCCCAAAUCAGGCUAAUAAUGAUCAUCGUGUUAAUUCGAUAGGGAAGGAGGAGGCAGCCAAAGUCGCAGCAGAACCGAUAGAUGAUGCAGGGAACAACAAGGUGCGGGAUGAAGGCGGAGGAAGAGCAGCGACUGGCGGUAAUGUCAGCAGCAGUAGCAUUACUGGACUUGGCGGUGCUUUCGAAGACAGUCGCUACGUUUAUGUUGAAAAAAUCGGGAAUUACGAAAAGAAGAUUUUAAGGGGCAUACGAUUGCGUGAUAUCGAUGCAUAUUCGGAUCGUACCGCCGUAGUAUUCCGUUGUUUGAAUGGAAACCGCGAAAUAAGUUGGAGCAGAAUCAACGAUGAUUAUUGCGACUGUCCCGAAGAUGGAAGCGACGAACCAGGAACUAAUGCUUGCGAGAAAGGUCGUUUCUAUUGCCGCUUCCAGAAACGCCAUCAAACCGGUCGUGGUGGAUACGCAUCAGUUCCCAGUUCGUGGGUUAACGAUGGCGUUUGCGACUGUUGCGACGGCUCCGAUGAGUGGCUUCGAAGCGAUCGCAACUGUCGAAACACCUGCAAGGAGAAGUUCUCCCACUAAAUUAACAGUGAACUGUUGAUAUUCCUAAUGCCACUCUACUGAAUCAAAGCUGGGAUUGUAUAUUUUCGGAAUGAUACGAUGCUUGUUACGUGUGAUUGGGGAUGAAUUAUGUACGUAUGUUGAGAAUAAAUUAUUCUAGUUUAUAGCA
This is a messenger RNA of Aedes aegypti (yellow fever mosquito), 1103 nucleotides long. RefSeq lists its product as uncharacterized. Gene Ontology annotation, cellular component: glucosidase II complex. The record is from RefSeq and is a predicted model, not a curated record. The transcript is spliced from 2 exons. Gene Ontology annotation, molecular function: protein binding. Lineage: Eukaryota; Metazoa; Arthropoda; Insecta; Diptera; Culicidae. Gene Ontology annotation, biological process: N-glycan processing. The coding region runs from base 197 to 955 and encodes 252 amino acids.